Molecule: messenger RNA, 2808 nt
Organism: Ixodes scapularis (black-legged tick)
Lineage: Eukaryota; Metazoa; Arthropoda; Arachnida; Ixodida; Ixodidae
Product: RNA-binding protein 25-like
Exons: 2
Coding region: 212-1177 (321 amino acids)
Cellular component (GO): spliceosomal complex
Molecular function (GO): mRNA binding
Source: RefSeq, a predicted model, not a curated record
UUUGGUUCGACUGCUCCGAUAAUCACUGGAGCUGGAGUUUCGGUUUGUCCGAGAACUCUUCGACGACUACGCACCAAAAGGCAUCGUUAUCAAGAGACGCGGAAAACGCCGCGCCGACCACAGUUGGCGCCGACGACAGAAUCUGCGGGACGCAUUGGAUGUUUUUACGUGGUCUGUCAUUCGCCUUUACCAAAACAAUAGCAUCGAGGUGAUGAGGAGCGAUGAAAGACAAAGAACGAGGCUCCCACCCGGCAACACGGAAAGACAACAUAAACAUAAUAAUCGGGAUCAAGAAGGAAGACAUCCGGGACAAGAAAAUGAACGUCUUCAUCAUCAUCCCCAGCGAGAACUACAUGAUACUGCCAAUCAAGAUGCCGUACCGUCACUCCCUAAGGGUUCUACCCCGAACAAGCUUCGUCCACACCUGAGGCAGCAGCAGUGGAAGCCCUUCAACCGAGCGAGCUACCAAGAGCGCCUUCGGCACUGGGAAGCCAGGGAACUUGAAAUGGCCACGAGGAACGCAAAGCGCGACGAGGAGCAGAAGCAGGAGAUCCUUCGGAGAGUGGCUUGGGCGACAGCCGACGCCAAGUUCCACGAAGGCUACGACGACCGUGUCAGCGACAGCCAGUUCUACAGCGGUGCAAGUCUUCGGAUCAAGCGUGAAAACUUCGACAAGGAAAAGUUCCUCGACUACCGGGACUACUUUGACGAAAAGAAGGAGCUGAUGGCCCUCAAGUCCCGUCUGGAAACGAGCGCUGGAACGGGACCCGCCAACGGAUAUUCCGGGCGACUGGCAUCCACGAGCUCUUCUCCGUCUUCGGAAGACGACGCCUCUUGCAGCCACAGUCGCAGCAGCGAUAGCGAGAGUAGUAGUAGCAGGACUACUAUUAGCAGAGCCACUAGUAGUCGAACAAGCGACGAAAAUAGGAAUGAAGUUAGUAUGAGAAGGGCUGGCAGAUGUGAUACUCCUAGUAGGUCUCCUAGGAGGAACGAUCGCAUUGCUCCAAGUGUCACGAGCAGCAGCCGCGAGGACACUGGAGAGAGCAGCUUAUGGACACCGCCUGCAGACCCGAGUGGUGUCGGUUGGAGGCCGCCCAAUGGCCAUCGGCGAGCAGCGCUCAUAGUAACUACGAUAACCGCCGACUCAACGACAAUCGAGUCUGCUUGGUGGUGCUAGAACGAUGGAUUGAUUAAGAUACUUAAUGAUAGAGUGUUUUUUUUUAGAUAGGAGAGUUUUUUUGUUUUUUUGUUUUGUUGAGAGCUGUAAUGGAUCUGCAUGUCGAGUGCAACGAGCACUACUAUUUAACGUUCACACUCGUUUCUAUUUUAUGUAUUCACUCCUCUGCAGUUUAGAGGGUAAAACAAUUGUGUUCACCGGUACCCACGUUGCUUGUCAAGCUUCGGCGUAGUCACUGAUUCGCACUUUUCGAAAACUGUAUGCAGUCACGUUGGAAAAUCGUCCCUAUCGUCUGCUAUCUUUAUGAACGGAAAAACAGGUUAUGUGGUAAUGCGAUUGUGGCUCCGAAUUGCGCCAAAGGGCUCAGCUUGCUGCAUUUGGCCACAACACGAGAAGUUUGCGCCAAGAAUUUGCUCGUUUACCUCGAUUCACAAACUAAGAACUCAUAUCCUCUACACUGCCCUAUUUGGUUCGAACUCUGUAUUAGCGGGCUGUGUAAUACACUAUUCACUUAAGUCAUCGACCUCUCUGGGCGGCAGCUGACAUCUGUUAUGUUGGCGGUGUAUUUGAUGGCUUCUUGCGGGUAAGGUUCUUCUCCGGAAUAAUCUUGCGUGGGAUUUUGGACAAAUUCUUCAGUUCUGUUGACUACCGGGACAUUUCAUCUGGCUUAGUACUGUUCCGAUCUUAAAACGGAAGUGGAAUCUAUCAAACGACUCUUGCUCCAUUGAUCACACGCUUGAGCACCUUGAGCUACGUGCCUGGGAAUGGCACACGAAGCGAUGUUCUCAGCGGUGGUGGAGAAGAGGUCAGUAUCGAGACCUCUGGUCCUAUAGUUGUCCCGUUUAUCCGAGAGGAAUCUUUCCAUGACGGCAGAUCUAAUGUUCUGCAUUGAGAAUUGUCCACUCAAUGCAUGGUGGUCGUCUCGCACUGCCUUAUUAAGGGCUGUUUAUACUCCGACGAUGAGCGAAGUGAACGCAGCGUGGCGCAGAACGCGCGCCUUUUAUUGGCUGACGACCAGGAACUCGAUAUCUGCGACCAAUCGGGAUCAGUGUGCGCUGCGCCACGCCGCGCCCAUUGACGUUACGUUGAAGUAUAAACGUAUCUUUAGAGCCGCUACCAUGCGUGAUGAUACUGGGUAGCGAGGCCAGUCUCAUAGCACCGUUGCGUGGCCCCCGGAAGGGCAGUUCUGGCAUCCGGUCGACAUAGUUAAUGGUGGGCAGGAGUGACCGCUGUGCCAGUCCGUGAUCUAUAACUAAAACUUCGUGUUUUCGGUUUUUUUUUUUUUUUUGUGAAUUUGGAGUGUGCUUUUUGGAGUUUAUUUUUUUAUAUAUAACCAAUUAUUUUAAAUUCGGAGUUUAGUUUUACUCUGUCCUUAAUUUUUGUUUCCAAAAUAAAUAUAAUAUCCAGACAAAAACGUACCCUAAAUUCAUAAAAAGAAAUCACUGGUAUCGAAAUCCAUUUCUGCAGCUGCAUUUGCCAUUGACGCCACCAGGACAAGUCUUGAAGACAAGUGUUAUUUCAAGAAACGUCGAUAGUUAAAAAUAGCCAAACUCCCAGACGCAUAAAAAAAUUCAGCCGCCCUCCAGAUCCUAUGAAAAUCUACAGUCUCAUCUUUUACGGUUAUAAAAAAA